This is a messenger RNA of Physcomitrium patens, 2112 nucleotides long. Its product is annotated as UPF0496 protein 4. The record is from RefSeq and is a predicted model, not a curated record. Lineage: Eukaryota; Viridiplantae; Streptophyta; Bryopsida; Funariales; Funariaceae.
UCAACGUUCCAUCGCUAGCAUAAGAUUAUUCUAUUCUGCAGUAUGCAUAUGGCUGUUGUGCGCAGGACAUAGUUGACAUCGUCGACAUUACAUGAUUCUUCUUUCCUUUGGACUCGGGACUGACUUGCCGUUGCAUCUCUACUGUUCCCUUCGGCGUCGUCUUUUACUCUGGAAUGAUGAUUAGUAAUCCUCUGUCGUCCUCCAUGGAAGUGUCGUCUGCGCACGCGCUGCUUCUCACUCUUUGCCCACGCCUUCAGCGUUAUUCUUCCCAUCGCACCAGUCUCCACUUAUAUGCUUCCUCACUGGAAUGAGUCAGUUACUUUUUGUCUUCGAAGUCGACACUUGUUUGAUUUUGCAGUGUUUACUUGAAUAGAUGCAGGAUCUUAAGCUGUGAGACUGUCUUUCAGUUCCUAGAUGUUCGAGCUACAUCGAAGCUUUUGCUAAUGUAGUUUUCUUAAAGAAUUUGAGAAUUUUAACUUCUUCCGAGUGUGUCAUCCGAUCGGCAAGUGGAAUUCGUGGUGAUCCUCGCUCCCCCCACCAAUUUAGUGUGAGCAAGCAAAGAGUUCGCUGCGGAUGUCUUGUGUUCAAAGCGUGCGCUUAGAGUUAAGAUCGCAAUCGUUUCUUAGCUUCAAUAGGCUUAAUCAGGAUACAUUCUUGUAGGUGUGUCUAAAAGUAUACAAGCGAGUUCUGGAUUUGAACAGCAUUUCAGAAUUCUAGGUUAUAGAUGAAAUAUCAAGGAGGUCUGUUUGGUAUCGGGGCGGUGCUGCACGGGCAUUUCUCGUUGAAUCGCCGGAGCCAUGUGAUGCUGUGCCAGAAUUCGGCGCUGCAACAGUUUGAAACGCGACUUAUGGAGUGGCUCGAAGCAUUGAAACUGUCUGGCGAGGUCCAGGGGUUUUUGAGUGUAAACUGGCUGCUCCAAGCCAUGUCCGUUGUCCUGGCAACGCACACAAACUUAGGAAGGCUCAUCCCUGAUUCAGAGUUGUCCUUGUGUCAAGGAACUGAUAAGUGGAUUGAGGAUUACCUUGAUGAUAAUGCGAAGCUUCUGGAUGUAUGCAAUGUGUUGAGAGAUGGAAUUGCAGAUGUCGAGAAUUAUCAGACACUGGUGCAGCUUGCCCUCCAUAAUGUUGACAACAGAACUGAGAGCUGCAGCGAGGGGAAGUACUAUAGGGCCAGGAACACCCUGGCUGAUUGCAAGGAAGCCAUCAAGAAAAAAGAUACUGAAUACAAACAAGGAGUUCCGAAGUCUAAGCUUGAGAAUUGCAGCUCAUUGUUGAGGACCAUGGGAGAGAAGCUCAUAAAUCCUAGGGGACCUGAGGCCAUCAAGGGCAAUGGUCUUUUGAAUGCAAUUUACGGAGCCAAGUUAACGACCAUAUUCUUGUGCAACUUGGUCGUCACCGCUCUGGCUUGCAAACCGAGACGGCCGCUGGCGAGUCUUCAUCUGGCAAAUCACUACAAGUGGUCAGGGUCACUAGUUUCUCUACAACAAAAAGUGAAAGAAGAAAUAGAUAAGAGUAAGAACAUGGGCUCAAUUGCACUUCUCCGCGAGCUUCACGACACGGAUGUAUCUGUCCGGCGCCUUCACGAGGUUCUCGAUUGGCAUCUUACCGAAAGGAACUUUCCAAUGCGGCGAAGCGACGUAGCCGAACUGAAGAUAGAGGUGGAGGUAUUACGAAAACGGUCUUCUGACCUUGGACUCGGAUUGGCACCCCUCGAAAUUCAUGUCAACGAGCUUUUCAGAAUGUUAAUUGCAACUCGGCUUGUCUUCAUCGAUGUCAUCAGCAGGUCGAAGUCACACGAUCCAUCCUCGUUAAGGUAUGACAGCCUCCUGUGAAUGUUCCUCGCAGAGAGAUUGCAACGCAUUCGGAAAGCACAUUACCUGCUUCUUAGACGCUGUGACUAUUUAGACUAAAGCCAGUUCAGUUCUUCUCUGGUAUUCACAAUCGCUGUGACUGCGUGGAUGUAGCAUACUAAGAAUAUUUUCUUGUGACUGAUGAAGUGGAAAUUGAUAUUUAUAUGUGAAUUAGGAAGAAAUAGAUCGUAUGUAUCUAGCACACGAGUUUGAAACAAUCAAAAUAUAAUAAAGCGGUUGAAAUCAGAGAGUUCAAAGCAGUA